Astrephomene gubernaculifera is the source of this 414-nucleotide messenger RNA. The record is from the annotation of a GenBank genome assembly. NCBI's taxonomy places the organism in Eukaryota, Viridiplantae, Chlorophyta, Chlorophyceae, Chlamydomonadales, Astrephomenaceae.
CAGCGGCCGCCCCGCGCCGCCGUCGGCGUCCUCAACGGCGGCGGGCGCCGUGGCGGCGGCGGUGACGGCGGCGGGAGCGGAGCUGCUGGGCCAGGCAGCGGCGGCGGCGAGCGACGCGGCGGUACGGGUCCUGCCGUACACGUUGCGCAUGCCGGCAUCCGGCCACCCCUUUGUGGUGACAACUCGCACGUUGCCGCAGCUGAAGGCCGCCAUGGAACGAAGCAAACAGAUGUACCAGGCCUUCGCAUGGGGCUUCGGCGUGUUGGGUGCCGUGCUGGUGGCGCGGAAGGUCGCACUGCAGUUCUGGAGGGCGCGGGAGCAGCGGCGUCUGAAGCACCUAAUGGAGGAGGCGGAGAGCGCGAGGCGGCGGCGCAAGGCGCAACGCGCGGCGGCAGCAGCAGCAGAAGGCGGGGA